This is a messenger RNA of Rhinichthys klamathensis goyatoka, 1025 nucleotides long. RefSeq names its product regucalcin (gene rgn). The transcript has 7 exons. NCBI's taxonomy places the organism in Eukaryota, Metazoa, Chordata, Actinopteri, Cypriniformes, Leuciscidae. Bases 112 to 1005 code for a protein of 297 amino acids. Gene Ontology annotation, molecular function: calcium ion binding; gluconolactonase activity; enzyme regulator activity. Gene Ontology annotation, biological process: L-ascorbic acid biosynthetic process. The record is from RefSeq and is a predicted model, not a curated record.
CACUCAGUCUUACAUCACAUCACAUACUGUACAUGCGGAACUCUUGCAAAGUGAAAAACUACUGCAAGAACACCGAUCAGAGAGGAAGAGAGGAUAUAAGUUAAAAAGGUCAUGUCGUCCAUAAAAGUCGAAUGUGUUAUCAAAGAAAAGACUGAAGUCGGUGAGAGCCCAGUCUGGGAGGAGAAGGACUCCUCUUUGUUGUAUGUUGAUAUUACGGGUCAAAGGGUCAGCCGGUGGAACUCUCUGACCAGUCAAAUAGAGAGUAUUGCCACAGAGAAACCUGUAGGCUCUGUGGUUCCACGGCAGGCGGGUGGUUACGUCAUCGCGGAGGGAACUCGGUUUGCCUUUGUUGACUGGGUAAAGCGUUCAAUUACAGCUGUUGCCCAUGUCAACGACAAGGAAAAACCAAACACCCGCUUCAAUGAUGGAAAAGUAGAUCCAGCUGGCAGGUUUUUUGCAGGUACCAUGUGUUUGGACAUGAAGCCUGACGUGAUGGAUGCGGCGCUGUACACCCUCCAUCCUGACCACUCUGUUGUCCAGCAUUUUGACCAAGUGCACAUCUCCAAUGGUUUGGACUGGUCACUGGAUCACCGCGUCUUCUAUUACAUCGACAGUCUGGCGUUCAUGGUGGAGGCCUUCGAUUACGACAUCCAUACCGGAGGGCUGUCUAACCGCAGGAUGGUUUACAAGAUGGAGAAAGAUGAAGGCAUACCAGACGGGAUGUGCAUAGACACAGAGGGCAAACUGUGGGUUGCCUGCUUCAAUGGAGGAAGAGUGCUGCGUAUCGACCCACAAACAGGCACACGGCUGCAGACAGUGAAACUACCCGCUGAGAAAACCACCUCAUGCUGUUUUGGAGGAAAAGACUACAGUGACCUCUACGUCACCUCAGCGUAUACAGGCAUGGAUUCAGAUUCACUAGCCAAGCAACCUGAGGCCGGCUGCAUUUUUAAGGUGUCUGGUUUAGGAGUGAAGGGCAUCCCACCAUAUUCAUACACUGGAUGAAAUCAAAGGAAAAAGUGAUG